This is a messenger RNA of Trachemys scripta elegans, 13282 nucleotides long. RefSeq names its product HECT, UBA and WWE domain containing E3 ubiquitin protein ligase 1 (gene HUWE1). Gene Ontology annotation, biological process: protein polyubiquitination; membrane fusion; proteasome-mediated ubiquitin-dependent protein catabolic process. Gene Ontology annotation, molecular function: ubiquitin-protein transferase activity; protein binding; zinc ion binding. Gene Ontology annotation, cellular component: nucleus; Golgi membrane. The record is from RefSeq and is a predicted model, not a curated record. Lineage: Eukaryota; Metazoa; Chordata; Testudines; Emydidae.
CUCCGGUUUCUCCUAGGCCCUCAGUUAGUCUGGUCGAAGUGGAUUAGAGCAACCGCGAAAACCGGAAGGUGUUUCCCUUGGCCGGCUGGGGCGAAGCGUGGGUGCCGGAUUAGUGAUUCGGAUAGCAGACCGGACCGAGCAUGGACUGGCUGUGAUUCCAGGAUCAGAAAGUGGAAAAGAAUAAAAAAUGAAAGUGGACCGAACGAAACUGAAGAAAACCCCCACCGAGGCUCCUGCCGACUGCAGGGCCUUGAUCGACAAGCUCAGAGUCUGCAACGAUGAGCAGCUGCUGCUGGAACUGCAACAGAUCAAGACAUGGAACAUCGGGAAGUGCGAGCUGUACCACUGGGUGGAUCUCUUGGACCGCUUUGAUGGCAUCCUGGCCGACGCCGGGCAGACGGUGGAGAACAUGCUGUGGAUGUUGGUGUGCGACCGGCCGGAGCGGGAGCAGCUCAAGGCCCUGCUGCUGGCCGUGCUCAACUUCACCGCCCUGCUCAUAGAGUACAGCUUCUCCCGGCAUCUCUACAGCUCCAUCGAGCACCUGACCACGCUGCUGGCCUCCUCGGACAUGCAGGUGGUGCUGGCCGUGCUGAACCUGCUCUACGUCUUCAGCAAACGCUCCAACUACAUCACGCGCCUGGGCUCGGACAAGCGGGCGCCCCUGCUGUCCCGGCUGCAGCACCUGGCCGAGAGCUGGGGCGGCAAGGAAAACGGCUUUGGACUGGCCGGGUGUUGUAGAGACUUGCACAUGGUGAAAUACCCACCCAGUGCCACCACGCUGCACUUUGAGUUCUAUGCAGAUCUGGGCACCGAGGUCAAAGUGGAUAAAAGGACGACCAGCAACACGUUGCAUUACAUCCACAUAGAACAGCUGGACAAGAUUUCGGAAAGCCCCUCCGAGAUCAUGGAAUCCCUCACCAAGAUGUAUAGCAUCCCCAAGGACAAGCAGAUGCUGCUCUUCACACACAUCCGCCUGGCGCACGGCUUCUCCAACCACAGAAAGCGUCUGCAGGCUGUCCAGGCCCGGCUGCAUGCCAUCUCCAUACUAGUGUACUCCAAUGCCCUGCAGGAGUCAGCCAGCAGCAUCCUGUACAACGGGCUGAUCGAGGAGCUGGUGGACGUGCUGCAGAUAACGGACAAGCAGCUCAUGGACAUCAAGGCGGCCUCCUUGAGAACCCUCACCUCCAUCGUCCACUUGGAGCGGACCCCGAAACUCAGCAGCAUCAUCGACUGCACGGGAACCGCCUCCUACCACGGCUUCCUGCCGGUCCUCGUGCGGAACUGCAUCCAGGCCAUGAUCGACCCGACCAUGGAGCCGUACCCUCACCAGUUUGCCACGGCCCUCUUCUCUUUCCUCUACCACCUGGCCAGCUACGACGCGGGCGGGGAAGCGCUGGUUUCCUGCGGCAUGAUGGAGGCCUUACUGAAGGUGAUCAAGUUCCUGGGGGACGAACAGGACCAGAUCACCUUCGUGACCCGGGCGGUCCGCGUGGUGGAUCUCAUCACCAACCUGGACAUGGCGGCCUUCCAGUCCCACAGCGGCCUCUCCAUCUUCAUCUACCGGCUAGAGCACGAGGUGGACCUGUGCCGCCAGGAGUGCCCCUUCGUCAUAAAGCCAAAAAUCCAGAGACCGCCCACCGCCCCCCUCCAGGAAGGGGAGGAGAUGGAGACGGACAUGGAAGUGUCGGACGUGGCCAUGGAGAGCAGUCCGGGCCCCUCGACCUCAGCGGAGCCCCGGCCAGAAGCGGCAGCAGUGGUGGUGGCAGAAGUGAGGACGCCGAGCGCCGUUGCCCCCAGCUGCAGCACCGGCGGCGCGACCAGUGCCGUCGUCGCCCCCCGCAGCGGCGUGCAGUGUAUCCCACAGCGAGCUGCCCUCCUCAAAUCCAUGCUCAACUUCCUCAAGAAGGCCAUCCAGGACCCCGCCUUCUCAGAUGGCAUCCGCCACGUGAUGGAUGGCUCCUUGCCUACCUCUCUGAAGCAUGUCAUCAGCAACGCGGAGUACUACGGCCCGUCUCUCUUCCUGCUCGCCACCGAAGUGGUGACGGUCUUCGUGUUCCAGGAGCCCUCACUGCUCUCCUCGCUGCAGGACAACGGGCUGACGGACGUCAUGCUGCACGCCCUCCUCAUCAAAGAUGUCCCGGCCACGCGGGAAGUCCUGGGCUCCCUCCCCAACGUGUUCAGUGCCCUGUGUUUGAACGCCCGCGGCCUCCAGUCCUUCGUGCAGUGCCAGCCCUUCGAGCGGCUCUUCAAGGUGCUGCUCUCCCCGGAUUACCUGCCCGCCAUGCGGCGCCGGCGCAGCUCCGACCCGCUGGGGGACACGGCCUCUAACCUGGGCAGCGCCGUGGACGAGCUCAUGAGGCACCAGCCCACACUCAAGACGGACGCCACCACCGCCAUCAUCAAGCUGCUGGAGGAGAUCUGCAACCUGGGCCGGGACCCCAAGUACAUCUGCCAGAAGCCAUCCAUCCAGAAGGCCGACGGCACGGCCACGGCCCCGCCGCCCCGCUCCACCCACGCGGCCGAGGAGGCCUCCAGCGAAGACGAGGAGGAGGAGGAGGUGCAGGCCAUGCAGAGUUUCAACGCCACUCAGCAGAGCGAGGCAGAGCCCAGCCAGCAGGUCGUUGGGACGGAGGAGCGAAUCCCCAUCCCCCUCAUGGACUAUAUCCUCAACGUGAUGAAAUUCGUGGAAUCCAUCCUCAGCAACAACACCACGGACGACCACUGUCAGGAGUUCGUCAGCCAGAAGGGGCUGCUGCCUCUGGUCACCAUCCUGGGCCUGCCUAACCUGCCCAUUGACUUCCCCACCUCGGCCGCCUGCCAGGCUGUGGCGGGCGUCUGCAAAUCUAUCCUGACGCUCUCCCAUGAGCCCAAGGUGUUGCAGGAGGGGCUGCUGCAGCUCGACUCGAUCCUCUCUUCCCUGGAGCCCCUGCACCGGCCCAUCGAGGCGCCGGGCGGCUCCGUGCUGCUGCGGGAGCUGGCCUGCGCGGGCAACGUAGCUGACGCCACCCUGUCGGCCCAGGCCACGCCGCUGCUCCACGCGCUGACGGCCGCCCACGCCUACAUCAUGAUGUUCGUCCACACCUGCCGGGUGGGCCAGAGCGAGAUCCGGGCCAUUUCGGUGAACCAGUGGGGUUCCCACCUGGGCCUCAGCGUUCUCAGCAAGCUAAGCCAGCUGUACUGCUCCCUGGUGUGGGAGAGCACUGUGCUGCUGUCCCUCUGCACUCCCAACAGCUUGCCGACAGGCUGUGAGUUCGGCCAGGCUGACAUGCAGAAGCUGGUGCCCAAGGAGGAGAAGGCCGCACCCAACGCCCCACAGGGAGCCAAGAAAGCAGAAGGUGAAACGGAGGCGGUUGCAGGCGGGAGUGUGGAGCCAUCGGCCCAGGGCCUGCUGGAGGGGAUCGGCCUGGAUGGAGACGCGCUGGCCCCCAUGGAGACGGACGAGCCCAGCACUGCCGACGCCAAGGGCAAGGCCAAGAUCACACCAGCCAUGGCGGCCAGGAUCAAGCAGAUCAAACCCCUCCUUUCGGCCUCGUCCCGUCUGGGCCGCGCUCUGGCCGAGCUGUUUGGGCUGCUGGUGAAACUGUGUGUGGGCUCCCCGGUGCGCCAGAGACGGAGCCACCAUGCUGCCAGCACCACCACCGCCCCCACGCCGGCCGCCCGCUCCACUGCCUCGGCCCUCACCAAGCUGCUGACCAAGGGGCUCUCCUGGCAGCCCCCGCCCUACACCCCCACGCCCCGCUUCCGGCUGACAUUCUUCAUCUGCUCCGUGGGGUUCACGUCGCCCAUGCUGUUCGACGAGCGCAAGUAUCCCUACCAUCUUAUGCUGCAGAAAUUCCUCUGCUCCGGCGGCCACAAUGCCCUCUUCGAGACCUUCAACUGGGCCCUCUCCAUGGGGGGCAAGGUCCCCGUGGCCGAGGGGCUGGAGCACCCGGACCUGCCGGACGGGACGGGGGAGUUCCUGGACGCCUGGCUCAUGCUGGUGGAGAAGAUGGUGAACCCCAGCACGGUGCUGGAGUCUCCCCACGCUCUUCCCGCCAAGCUGCCGGGAGGGCAGAACUAUCCGCAGUUCAGCGCCCUGCGCUUCCUGGUGGUGACCCAGAAGGCGGCGUUCACCUGCAUCAAGAACCUGUGGAACCGCAAGCCCCUGAAAGUGUAUGGGGGGCGCAUGGCAGAGUCCAUGCUGGCCAUCCUGUGCCACAUCCUGAGGGGGGAGCCCCUCAUCCGCGAGCGCCUGGGCAAGGAGAAGGAGGGGGCACGGGGUGAGGAGGAGGCAGGGCAGGAGGAGGGCGGAGCCCGGCGCGAGCCCCAGGUCAACCAGCAGCAGCUGCAGCAGCUGAUGGACAUGGGUUUCACACGGGAGCACGCCAUGGAGGCCCUGCUGAACACCAGCACCAUGGAGCAGGCCACUGAGUACCUCCUGACCCACCCACCACCACUCAUGGGUGGGGUCGUACGGGACCUGAGCAUGUCGGAGGAGGACCAGAUGAUGCGAGCCAUCGCCAUGUCGCUGGGCCAGGAUAUCCCCAUGGAGCAGCGGGCCGAGUCCCCGGAGGAGGCAGCCUGCCGGAAGGAGGAAGAGGAGCGCAAGGCGCGGGAGAAGCAGGAGGAGGAGGAGGCCAAGUGCCUGGAGAAGUUCGAGGACGCGCAGCCGCUGGACCCGGCCGAGCUGCACGGCUUCACGGACGCCAUGUUGCCCGGCUGCUCCCAGCUGCUGGACGAGCUGCCGGACACCGUGUACCGCGUCUGCGACCUCAUCAUGACGGCCGUCAAGCGCAACGGCGCCCCCUACCGCGACACCAUCCUCAAGCAAGUGGUCAAGCAGGUGUGGGAAGCGGCCGACGUGCUCAUCAAGGCGGCCCUGCCCCUCACCACCAGCGACACCAAGACUGUCUCGGAGUGGAUCAGCCAGAUGGCCACGCUGCCCCAGGCUGCCAACCUGGCCACCCGCAUCCUGCUGCUCACCCUGCUCUUCGAGGAGCUGAAGCUGCCGUGUGCCCGCGUGGUGGAGUCGAGCGGUGUCCUUAACGUACUGAUCAAGCUGCUGGAGGUGGUGCAGCCCUGCCUCCAGGCCGCCAAGGAGCAGAAGGAGGUGCAGACCCCCAAGUGGAUCACCCCGGUGCUGCUGCUCAUUGACUUUUACGAGAAGACGGCCAUCUCGUCCAAGAGGAGAGCCCAGAUGAACAAGUAUCUCCAGGCCAACGGGAACAACUGGCGCUGGUUUGACGACCGCUCCGGCCGCUGGUGCAGCUACAGCGCCAGCAACAACAGCACCAUAGACACCGCCUGGAAGGCGGGCGAGACCAGCGUGCGCUUUACCGCCGGCCGUCGGCGCUACACUGUGCAGUUCACCACCAUGGUGCAGGUGAACGAGGAGACGGGCAACCGGCGCCCGGUGAUGCUGACGCUGCUGCGGGUGCCCCGGCUCGGGAAGGGAGCCAAGGAGAGCAACGGGCAGGAGCUGGAGAAGACCCUGGAGGAGGCCAAAGAAACUGAGGGUAAAGCCAAGGAGGAGAAGGCAAAUGAGGCCCCAGUGCCCACGGAGCCCCUGCCUCCCGAGAAGGAGGCGGCCCCCGAGGAGCCGAAGGCGGCCGAGAUCCUGAUCGAGGGGCUGACGGAGGAGAUGGUGACGGUGCUGAUCCGGGCCUGCGUGAGCAUGCUGGGGGUGCCGGUGGACCCCGACACGCUGCACGCCACCCUGCGCCUCUGCCUGCGCCUGACGCGCCACCACAAGUACGCCCUGAUGUUCGCCGAGCUCCGCAGCACCCGCAUGAUCCUCAGCCUGACCCAGAGCUCCGGCUUCAACGGCUUCACGCCCCUCGUCACCCUGCUCUUCCGGCACGUCAUCGAGGAGCCCUGCACCCUGCGCCACACCAUGGAGAAGGUUGUACGCUCGGCGGCCACCAGCGGCGCGGGCAGCACCACCUCCGGGGUGGUGUCGGGCAGCCUGGGCUCCCGUGAGAUCAACUACAUCCUGCGCGUGCUGGGCCCGGCCGCUUGCCGCAACCCAGAGAUCUUCACCGAGGUGGCCAACGGCUGCAUCCGCAUCGCCCUGCCCGCCCCCCGCGGCUCGGGCACCGCAUCGGACGAUGAGUUCGAGAACUUGCGGAUCAAGGGCCCCAACGCGGUGCAGCUGGUGAAGACGACGCCGGUGAAGCCGUCGGCCCUGCCAGUCAUCCCCGACCCCAUCAAGGAGGUGAUCUACGACAUGCUGAACGCGCUAGCCGCCUACCACGCCCCGGACGAAGCUGAGAAGAGCGAGGCCAAGCCGGUCACGGCCAGCCAGGAGGUGAGCCAGCUGCUGUCGGACAUGGGCGACGACGUGUACCAGCAGUACCGCUCCCUCACCCGCCAGGGCAGCGACUUCGACUCGCAGAGCGGCUUCGCCAUCACUGCCCAGGUGUUCGGCGCAGACGGAGCAGCCGCCGAGACGCCGCCAUCUGGGACCCCUCAAGGAGAAGCCUCUACCCCGGAGGAGUCGCGGGAGGGCCGGAAGGACAAGGAGGGAGACAAGGCGACGGAGGAGGGCAAGCAGAAGGCCAAGGGCAGCAAGCCGCUCAUGCCCACCUCCACCAUCCUGCGACUGCUGGCCGAGCUGGUGCGCUCCUAUGUGGGCAUCGCUGCCCUCAUCGCCAACUACAGCUAUACCGUGGGCCAGUCCGAGCUCAUCAAGGAGGACUGCAGUGUGUUGGCCUUUGUCCUGGACCACCUGCUGCCCCACACCCAGAACGCAGAGGACAAGGAUACCCCCGCGCUGGCCCGUCUCUUCCUCGCCAGCCUGGCUGCAGCGGGCAGCGGCACGGACGCCCAGGUGGCACUGGUGAACGAGGUGAAGGCGGCGUUGGGCCGGGCGCUGGCCAUGGCGGAGAGCACAGAGAAACAUGCCAGGCUGCAAGCCGUGAUGUGCAUCAUCAGCACCAUCAUGGAGUCCUGCCCCUCCACCUCCAGCUUCUACAGCAGCGCGGCCGCCAAGACGCAGCACAACGGCAUGAACAACAUCAUCCGCCUCUUCCUCAAGAAGGGGCUGGUCAGCGACCUGGCGCGGGUACCCCACAGCCUCGACCUCUCCAGCCCCAACAUGGCGAACACGGUGAAUGCGGCGCUGAAGCCCCUGGAGACACUGUCGCGCAUCGUCAACCAGCCCAGCAGCCUCUUCGGCAGCAAGAGCACGGCCAGCAAGAGCAAAGCGGAGGGCGAGGUGCAGGGCGCUGCCCGCGACGCCAACAGCAACCAGCAGGACGUGGGGGAGCCGGGGGAGGCCGGUGCCCAUGAGGAGGACCACGACGCGGGCCAGGCGGAGGUGGCGGACGGCGACAUCAUGGACGGGGAGACGGAGGGCGACGCGGUGGUGAUCGCCGGGCAGCCUGAGGUGCUUAGCACCCAAGAGAUGCAGGUGGAGAACGAGCUGGAGGACCUGAUAGACGAGCUGCUGGAGCGCGAUGGCGGCCCUGGGAACAGCACCAUCAUCGUGAGCCGCAGCGGGGAGGACGACGCCCCGGAAGACGUGCUGAUGGACGAGGCCCCCUCCAACCUGAGCCAGGGCUCCACGCUCCAGGCCAACCGGGAAGACUCGAUGAACAUCCUGGACCCCGAAGACGAGGAGGAGCACACGCAGGAGGAAGACAGCAGCGGCAGUAAUGAGGAUGAGGAUGACAGUCAGGACGAGGAGGAGGAGGAAGAGGAGGAAGACGAAGAUGAUCAGGACGACGAGGAAGGCGAGGAGGGGGAGGAGGAGGAGGAGGACGACGAUGGCUCGGAGAUGGAGCUGGACGAGGAUUACCCCGACAUGAACGCCUCGCCCCUGGUGCGCUUCGAACGCUUCGACCGCGAGGAUGACCUCAUCAUCGAGUUCGACAACAUGUUCUCCAGCGCCACGGAUAUCCCCCCCUCCCCAGGAAACAUCCCGGCCACUCACCCGCUCAUGGUGCGGCACGCAGACCACAGCUCCCUGACCCUCGGCAGCGGCUCCUCCACCACCCGCCUGGCCCAGGGCAUCGGGCGGAGCCAGCGGACGCUGCGCCAGCUGACGGCCAACACCGGCCACACGAUCCACGUGCACUACCCCGGCACGCGGCAGCCCAACCCCCCCCUCAUCCUGCAGAGAUUGCUGGGUCCCUCGGCCGCAGCCGACAUCCUCCAGCUGAGCAGCAGCCUCCCGCUGCAGAGCCGGGGCCGCGCCCGCCUCCUGGUGGGGAACGACGACGUCCACAUCAUCGCCCGCUCCGAUGACGAGCUGCUGGACGACUUCUUCCACGACCAGAGCACGGCCACCAGCCAGGCAGGGACCCUCUCCAGCAUCCCCACCGCCCUGACGCGCUGGACCGAGGAGUGCAAGGUGCUGGACGCGGAGAGCAUGCAUGACUGCGUCUCAGUGGUGAAGGUUCCCAUCGUUAACCACCUGGAGGCGCUGCGGGACGAGGAGCUGGAGGAGCGCCGGGAGAAGCGCCGCAAGCAGCUGGCUGAGGAGGAGGCCAAAGCCACGGACAAAGCCAAGGAGGAGAAGGACGGGAAGGAGCAGAGCGCCCAGGGGGCGGUGCCCACACCUAACACCGCCACCGAGCAGAGUCUCUCAGAUGCAGCCGGCCGGACUGACGGUUUCCCCGCCGCCCCGCCCGCUGCUGAGGGCCCCUCCGCCGGCCCCAAGCAGACGCUGGUCACCCUGGAGACCCCACAGCCGGCAGCGGUGGGUGGGGAGCUGCCUCCGGAGCUCGCCGGGCAACCCAGCACCGAGGCCUCGCACCAGCUGCUGGUGCCGGCCGAGCCAGAGGACUCGGGGCCGGGGAGGCCCAAUGCCGACGCGGAGGCCACCCAGAUGGAGCUGUCACCUGCCCCCACCAUCACCUCGCUGUCCCCAGAGAGGGCAGAGGACUCGGAUGCCCUGACGGCCGUUAGCAGCCAGCUGGAGGGCUCGCCCAUGGACACCAGCAGCCUGGCCUCCUGCAGCCUGGAGGAGGGCGUCGGGGAGGGCGCCGUGCCCGGCGGGGCGGAGCAGCCUCCUGCCCACGGUGCCCCCGGGGCUGUGCCAGCCCAACAGCGCCCCGAGGGCCAGGCCGGCGGCGACAGCCUGGCCGAUGCCAGCCAGCAAGGGGAGGACAGCUCACCCCCUGCUUCGUCCUCCGAGAGCUCCUCUACCAGGGACUCGGCCGUGGCCAUCUCCGGAGCCGACUCCCGGGGCAUCCUGGAGGAGCCGCUGCCCUCCACCAGCAGCGAAGAGGAGGACCCGCUAGCAGGGAUAAACCUCCCCGAGGGCGUGGACCCUUCCUUCCUGGCGGCCCUGCCAGACGACAUCCGGCGUGAGGUGUUGCAGAACCAGCUGGGCAUCCGGCCGCCAGCCCGGCCUCCCCCCACGGCUACCACCCCCACCCCGCCUGUGGUGAGCAACCCCGGGGUGACAGAGGUCAGCCCUGAGUUCCUGGCUGCCCUGCCCCCCGCCAUCCAGGAGGAGGUGCUGGCGCAGCAGCGGGUGGAGCAGCAGCGGCGGGAGCUGGCGCAGGGCAUCAGCUCGGACACGCCCAUGGACCCGGUGACCUUUAUCCAGACGCUGCCCUCGGACCUGCGGCGCUCGGUGCUGGAGGACAUGGAGGACAGCGUGCUGGCCGUCAUGCCCCCCGACAUCGCCGCCGAGGCCCAGGCCCUGCGCCGCGAGCAGGAGGCCCGGCAGCGCCAGCUCAUGCACGAGCGGCUCUUCGGGCACUCCAGCACCUCGGCCCUGUCGGCCAUCCUGCGCAGCCCGGGCCGUCGGGCAGCACGGUGGACAGUCUCCUGCGGCUGCGGGGCCGGCUGCUGCUGGACCACGAGGCGCUGUCCUGCCUGCUGGUGCUGCUGUUCGUGGACGAGCCCAAGCUGAACACGAGCCGGCUGCACCGGGUGCUGCGCAACCUCUGCUACCACGGCCAGACGCGGGGCUGGGUGAUCCGCAGCCUGCUGUCCAUCCUGCAGCGCAGCAGCGAGAGCGAGCCCUGCCUGGAGACGCCCAAGGGGCCGCCGGACGAGCGGGGCAAGCGGGCCGCCAAGGCCGGGGCCCCCGAGGGCCGCCCCCUGGAGCUGCUGCACAAGAUGGAGGCCCGCAGCUCGGGCCAGCUCUCCUGGCUCUCCGUCUCCAUGGACGCCGCCCUGGGCUGCCGCACCAACAUCUUCCAGAUCCAGCGGGCCGGCGGGCGCAAGCACACGGAGAAGCACGCCGCCGGCACCGCCGCCGGCGCCGCCGUCCACAUCCACCCGCAGGCCGCCCCCGUGGUGUGUCGCCACGUGCUGGACACCCUCAUCCAGCUGGCCAAGGUGUUCCCCAGCCACUUCACGCAGCAGCGGCCCAAGGAGACGCCCUGCGAGGGGGAGCGGGGCGCCAGGCAGUCGGGCAGCCCUGGCCAGGCCAGUGGCAUCUCCACCGACUUCUGGGACUUGCUGGUCAAACUGGACAACAUGAACGUGAGCCGCAAGGGCAAGAACUCGGUCAAGUCAGUGCCGGUGAGCGCGGGCGCCGAAGGCGAGAGCUCCCCCUACAGCCUGGAGGCCUCGCCGCUGGGCCAGCUCAUGAACAUGCUCUCGCACCCCGUCAUCCGGCGCAGCUCGCUGCUGACUGAGAAGCUGCUGCGUCUGCUGUCGCUCAUCUCCAUCGCCCUGCCGGAGAACAAGGCGCCCGAGGGGCCGGGCACCGCCCCCGCCCCAACCGCGCCCUCCGCCGGGGCCGCCGCCCCCGCCCCUGCCCCCACCCCCGCCGUGCCAGCUCCCGCCAAGGGCAGCAAAUCUCCCGCCAAGGCGGGCGAGGCGGGCGGCGGCGGGACAGACGGCAAGAUGGUGGCGUCGGGCCUGACGGAAAGCCAGCUGCAGCUGUCGGUAGAGGUGCUGACGUCUCACUCCUGCUCGGAGGAGGGGCUGGAGGAUGCAGCCAACGUCCUGCUCCAGCUGUCGCGGGGCGACUCGCCCACCCGGGACACGGUGCUGCGGCUGCUGCUCAGUGGGGCCCGCCAGCUGGGCUACACCCUCUGCAAGCAGAUCGGCACGCUGCUGGCGGAGCUGCGCGAGUACAACUUGGAGCAGCAGCGGCGGGCGCAGUGCGAGCUGCUCUCCCCCGACGGGCUCCCCGACGAGCAGCCCCAGACCACCAAGCUGAAGGGCAAGAUGCAGAGCCGGUUCGACACGGCGGAGAACGUGGUGAUCGUGGCCUCCCAGAAGCGGCCCCUGGGCGGGCGGGAGCUGCAGCUGCCGUCCAUGUCCAUGCUGACCUCCAAGACCUCCACCCAGAAGUUCUUCCUGCGCGUGCUGCAGGUCAUCAUCCAGCUGCGGGACGACACGCGCCGCGCCAACAAGAAGGCCAAGCAGACGGGCCGGCUCGGUAGGGCUGGUGCUGCAGCCUGCCAGCCGUGGGUGCUGCAGCCGGCGGUGGAAGCUUUCUUCCUGGUGCACGCAACGGAGCGGGAGAGCAAGCCCCCGGUGCGGGACACCCGCGAGAGCCAGCUGGCCCACAUCAAGGACGAGCCCCCGCCCCUGUCGCCCGCCCCUCUCACCCCCGCCACCCCCUCCUCGCUGGACCCCUUCUUCUCCCGCGAGCCCUCCUCCAUGCACAUCUCCUCCAGCCUGCCCCCCGACACCCAGAAGUUCCUGCGCUUCGCAGAGACCCACCGCACGGUGCUAAACCAGAUACUGCGCCAGUCUACCACCCACCUGGCCGACGGGCCCUUCGCUGUCCUGGUCGACUACAUCCGCGUGCUGGACUUCGACGUCAAGCGCAAGUACUUCCGCCAGGAGCUGGAGCGUCUGGACGAGGGGCUGCGCAAGGAGGACAUGGCCGUCCACGUGCGCCGUGACCACGUCUUCGAGGACUCGUACCGCGAGCUGCACCGCAAGUCGCCCGAGGAGAUGAAGAACCGACUGUACAUCGUGUUCGAGGGCGAGGAGGGGCAGGACGCGGGCGGGCUGCUCCGGGAGUGGUACAUGAUCAUCUCGCGGGAGAUGUUCAACCCCAUGUACGCCCUGUUCCGCACCUCGCCCGGCGACCGCGUCACCUACACCAUCAAUCCCUCGUCCCACUGCAACCCCAACCACCUGAGCUACUUCAAAUUCGUGGGGCGCAUCGUGGCCAAGGCCGUGUACGACAACCGCCUGCUGGAGUGUUACUUCACCCGCUCCUUCUACAAGCACAUCCUGGGCAAGUCAGUCAGGUACACGGAUAUGGAGAGCGAGGAUUACCACUUCUACCAGGGCCUGGUUUACCUGCUGGAGAACGACGUGUCCACACUAGGCUACGACCUGACCUUCAGCACCGAGGUGCAGGAGUUCGGGGUGUGUGAGGUGCGGGACCUCAAGCCCAACGGCGCCAAUAUCCUGGUGACGGAGGAGAACAAGAAGGAAUACGUGCACCUGGUCUGCCAGAUGAGGAUGACGGGAGCCAUCCGCAAGCAGCUGGCUGCCUUCCUGGAGGGUUUCUACGAGAUCAUCCCCAAGCGCCUCAUCUCUAUCUUCACGGAGCAGGAGCUCGAGCUUCUCAUCUCGGGGUUGCCCACCAUCGACAUCGACGACCUGAAAUCCAACACCGAGUACCACAAGUACCAGUCCAACUCCAUCCAGAUCCAGUGGUUCUGGCGAGCCCUGCGUUCCUUCGACCAGGCGGACCGAGCCAAGUUCCUGCAGUUCGUGACGGGCACCUCCAAGGUCCCCCUGCAGGGCUUCGCCGCCCUGGAGGGCAUGAACGGCAUCCAGAAAUUCCAGAUCCACCGGGACGACCGUUCCACCGACAGAUUGCCUUCCGCUCACACGUGUUUCAAUCAGCUGGACCUUCCCGCCUACGAGAGCUACGAGAAGCUACGUCACAUGCUGCUACUGGCCAUCCAGGAGUGCUCGGAAGGCUUCGGCCUGGCGUGAGCCGGGCGCCCGCCUCCGCGGCUCUUUUUGUACUGAGGCAGACUCGGGGGACAGGGAGGGGCCAAGCCAUGGGGGCGGGGCUUAGCGGAUCUCCACCCCUUCCCUUUCCGAGGUGGCGCCCCCCCCUCCCACCACACACACACACACACACACACACCCCCACACGCGUCCGGAGAGAAGACAAAUGAUAUAUAUAAAUAUAUAUAUAUUUUUUUUGGUUUAGUUUGCAUUUCUUAAGUUGUGCUUGGAAUGUGUUGACGUGAGCCGGACAGACGAGACGAUGAUACAAUCUGCUUUGGUUUCUCGAUCCUUCCCCUUGCCCCAGCCCCCUUCUGCCCCCGCCCCCACCCCGUUGGGCCCCCGCGGAGGGGGAGGGGAAAACAAGGGGGUGGGGGAGACACCCUGAGGUUUAAGAAAAUAAAUCCCU